CGCAAUCCAGAUAUUAGGAAUCAGGGAAUCACUGUUUUCACCAAGCGUUUAAAUGACGCAGGCGGCACCAUGGGGACAUUGGGGAGAGCCUCCCCUUGGCAAUCCAGUUGAAGAGCUUAGUGUGGGCCUCUUUCCGACCUACGAGCCUGGAAAGGAUUGCUGGACAGGCAGUGCCGCCACCUAUGCCAAGUGUUGUGAUUUGGCCAUGAAUCCCAUGGGAAACAUCUGGAAUUGCUGGGACAACAAUCGCUUCACCUUCGAACGCUGCUGCUUCCUUGGGGAGGCCGCGCUGGGCGAAGCUCCUCCCAAGCCGCUGCUCCGCCCCGCGCUGCGCGCGCAAGCGUCGCGGACGUCGGCGCCACGGGAGGAACUGCUCUUCCAGCGGCCGGCAGGUCAGGAGUGUUGGGUCCACGGCUUCACCUUUGCAGCCUGUUGCCUGGCUGGGAUCAACAGCUGCUGGGACGAAAUCUUCACCCACGCAGCCUGCUGUGAUGGUCGGCCGCAGCUGCCACAGGCGGGUCCUAUCGUGGAGGCUACGAACCCGAUUGUGAAUUGUUUGGACUUGUCCAGCCACUUGACCCUAGACCUGGAGCAGCGUCCGCGGCAGUGUCCGCAACGCUACUUCUACCUGGCCACCAUGGGCACAGCACUGAUCGGAGCGGAUCGGAAGGGCCUUCCCUGGUGGUACCCGGCAGAUGAUGUGCAGAUGGUGAAACCCUUGCGGCCUCAAAGGAUGCACUUCGUGGGUGGCAUCUGUGUGCCCUCGAGCUGCUCUGUGGAGGCCACAGCCUCUUAUCUCGCUCCCCUGGUGGCUCCCUGGUGGCGUUCUCCGCGUGCCAAAGCGCAGCCCUUGAACGCAAGCCACGUGACGCUGCCGCCUCCCCUAGCGGUGCGGCACAAGGCCUUUGGGGACCCCAAGGCCAAGAUCAACCUGACCUUUACAGCUUGGACCGCGCUGCGCCCAGCGAAUGGGGAAGCACUGGCGGACUUGGAUCGUUGGGAUUUUGCCAUGAUCCUGUAUCGCUCCGGCGCCAGCUGGUCCAAGGGGAAGGCCAUCCUAAUUUGGACGGCCCUUGGCGCCCUGUUGAUCUUUGGUGCAGUGCCCAGUGGCGUUGAUCUCGAGAACUUCCUAUCGCCCUCGUUCCACUUGCUCAGACUUGGACUACCUAGAGGUCCUAAGCACCUGGAACUCUUUCGAUUAGUGCUGACCGUGCUGGUGCUGGUGAUCCACGUCAUGGAUCAUGGUCCUUGGACCCCAGUGCAGCAGCAUAGCGGCGCGGCGUAUCUCAUGUUACUGCGAAGCUGUAUGAGCCGUGUGAACAUUGGCUUCGUGGUGCUUCUGGUUCAUCUCAGCAUCAGUCGGAGGUCGCUGAAACAGGCAAUCUCCCCGUGGGGAUGGAUCAGGGCUAUGGCUUUCCACACCCUGAAGCGUUUGUUUGUCAUCGCUCCAGUGGUAAGUGCUUGGAGCCUUGUCUUUGUACAGGCACCAUUUGAUGAUGUGCCGAUGAACAACAUCCUGAAGUCCAAUCCGCUUUACCUGUGGUAUGGGGAACGAAGAGACCAGUGUGAGAAUCCCUUUCAGCUGCUCUGCAGCGUGUUAUUCAUCCAUGCACCUGUGAUGGGCAUGUCGGGCCACCCAGGUGGUCCCACCCAGGUGGUCCACGGUCCCACGGCCGAGGGUUGA
Molecule: messenger RNA, 1684 nt
Organism: Cladocopium goreaui
Lineage: Eukaryota; Dinophyceae; Suessiales; Symbiodiniaceae
Source: the annotation of a GenBank genome assembly